Messenger RNA from Paraglomus brasilianum, 571 nucleotides. Lineage: Eukaryota; Fungi; Glomeromycota; Glomeromycetes; Paraglomerales; Paraglomeraceae. The record is from the annotation of a GenBank genome assembly.
AUGGUUUCAAAGCUUGCUGAGCUCAUCCCCAUUGAUCCAUCACGUAUAACCACCAGCAGACGCAAUCAACCUGACCCUAAUGCACCAGAUCAGAUAUUGUUUCCAGUCACUUUCAAGGCAACUGAGGAUCUAUCACUGAGAACAGUACAGCAGUUUAUUGAUGAUCUUGAUGAUUUGAUUAGCCAUAAAGCUUAUAAUUCGUUCUCACAAGAAUAUCCUACUAGUUAUCUCGAUGAAACUUAUGGGUUUUCACCUGCUGCCAAUUUGUGGCAAACGUAUAAGUUUAAACUAAUUGGACUGUUAGUUGGUCUUUUGAUAUUAUCAAUAAUAUACUUUAUUGCAAGGCGGAAGUAUCCAGAGGGUCAUAAUUUUGUUGUUGUCAAGCUUGCACUAAUACUUGCAGAUCUGAGUCUUGAUAUGGCAUUUGUACUCUCAAGUGCAAGGAACGUCCCACAAAUACAUAUGCCAAGUAUAGUUUUCUUAAUAGUUCCUAUUGCUUUCAAUUCUGCCCUGGCAUUCUCAGUCUUAAUGACAGAACUAAGUAAAAAUGCUAAAUUUCAAGAAUGGUUUG